UACAUUGAGUAGGUCUAACUGUUCACAGCUACAUUGAGUAGGUCUAACUGUUCACAGCUACAUUGAGUAGGUCUAACUGUUCAACGUUCACAGCUACAUUGAGUAGGUCUAACUGUUCACAGCUACAUUGAGUAGGUCUAACUGUUCACAGCUACAUUGAGUAGGUCUAACUGUUCACAGCUACAUUGAGUAGGUCUAACUGUUCAACGUUCACAGCUACAUUGAGUAGGCCUAACUGUUCACAGCUACAUUGAGUAGGUCUAACUGUUCACAGCUACAUUGAGUAGGUCUAACUGUUCACAGCUACAUUGAGUAGGCCUAACUGUUCACAGCUACAUUGAGUAGGUCUAACUGUUCACAGCUACAUUGAGUAGGUCUAACUGUUCAACGUUCGCAGCUACAUUGAGUAGGUCUAACUGUUCACAGCUACAUUGAGUAGGUCUAACUGUUCACAGCUACAUUGAGUAGGUCUAACUGUUCAACGUUCACAGCUACAUUGAGUAGGUCUAACUGUUCAACGUUCACAGCUACAUUGAGUAGGUCUAACUGUUCACAGCUACAUUGAGUAGGCCUAACUGUUCACAGCUACAUUGAGUAGGUCUAACUGUUCACAGCUACAUUGUGUAGGUCUAACUGUUCAACGUUCACAGCUACAUUGAGUAGGUCUAACUGUUCACAGCUACAUUGUGUAGGUCUAACUGUUCGACGUUCACAGCUACAUUGAGUAGGUCUAACUGUUCACAGCUACAUUGAGUAGGUCUAACUGUUCACAGCUACAUUGAGUAGGUCUAACUGUUCACAGCUACAUUGAGUAGGUCUAACUGUUCAACGUUCACAGCUACAUUGAGUAGGUCUAACUGUUCCAUGUCCGCAGCUACAUUGAGUAGGUCUAACUGUUCACAGCUACAUUCAGUAGGUCUAACUGUUCACAGCUACAUUGAGUAGUUCUAACUGUUCAACGUUCACAGCUACAUUGAGUAGGUCUAACUGUUCCAUGUCCGCAGCUACAUUGAGUAGGUCUAACUGUUCAACGUUCGCAGCUACAUUGAGUAGGUCUAACUGUUCCAUUUCCGCAGCUACAUUGAGUAGGCCUAACUGUUCACAGCUACAUUGAGUAGGUCUAACUGUUCACAGCUACUUUGUGUAGGUCUAACUGUUCAACGUUCACAGCUACAUUGAGUAGGCCUAACUGUUCACAGCUACAUUGAGUAGGUCUAACUGUUCACAGCUACAUUGAGUAUGUCUAACUGUUCACAGCUACAUUGAGUAGGCCUAACUGUUCACAGCUACAUUGAGUAGGUCUAACUGUUCACAGCUACAUUGAGUAGGUCUAACUGUUCAACGUUCACAGCUACAUUGAGUAGGUCUAACUGUUCACAGCUACAUUGAGUAGGUCUAACUGUUCACAGCUACAUUGAGUAGGUCUAACUGUUCACAGCUACAUUGAGUAGGUCUAACUGUUCAACGUUCACAGCUACAUUGAGUAGGCCUAACUGUUCACAGCUACAUUGAGUAGGUCUAACUGUUCACAGCUACAUUGAGUAGGUCUAACUGUUCACAGCUACAUUGAGUAGGCCUAACUGUUCACAGCUACAUUGAGUAGGUCUAACUGUUCACAGCUACAUUGAGUAGGUCUAACUGUUCAACGUUCGCAGCUACAUUGAGUAGGUCUAACUGUUCAACGUUCACAGCUACAUUGAGUAGGUCUAACUGUUCACAGCUACAUUGAGUAGGUCUAACUGUUCACAGCUACAUUGAGUAGGUCUAACUGUUCAACGUUCACAGCUACAUUGAGUAGGUCUAACUGUUCACAGCUACAUUGAGUAGGUCUAACUGUUCAACGUUCACAGCUACAUUGAGUAGGUCUAACUGUUCAACGUUAUACAUGGCUGUUUUCAUACAAUAAUGUGUUUUGGUGUUACUUUGAGUUAUUCGACAUGGUUGUGUAUUAGUUUUUCCAUACCUACAUAGGCCUACUGUUUCGAAGACUACCAUACUUUUACUAUGAUUAUAGCAACCGAAUUGAGAUGCGUAGCAAGCUACAAAAUAUAGCCCUUUGAGAAAGUUUCGUGGUUGACCUUGGGAUGUUGUUAAGAUGUGAACGGAACCUUUGGAAGGAGGAAAUAGCCUUGUCAUACCUGUGUUUAUUUCCCCCUGCUCAACAGCCAGGUGUUCAGUGUCAGCAUUCAAGGUGAUGGAAGGUGCUACUGCGACAUUGUCCUGUCAAUAUUCAGUGAGCCGUUUGGGUUUGAGCCGCGUGUGCUGGGGACGAGAAUGUGGCACGUUCUGGUGCAACAACAUCCUCGCGCAGACAGACAAACAUGGCGUCAUCUCCAAGGUGUCGGACAGGUACAGACUGGCAGGUGAUGUCCUCGCGGGAGAAAUGGACCUGGGAAUUCUCGACGUCAAGCGGACAGACGGUGGGCCAUAUUGUUGCAGAGUGGACAUAGAUGGCAUUUUCAACGACAAAAAAAUUAUUCAAAACUUAAGGGUCAUGAAAGCUCCAGUGACCGUUUUGCCAACAAGCACCACUGUACAUGUUACAGAAGCUCCUCCCACCACAGAACACUGGAGAGCUGUUGAAUCAUCACAUCUAGCCAUUCCAAGACAGAACACCAGUCUUUUCCCUUCGCAAACACUUAUGGAGGAGCCUCUUCCCAGCUUCUCUCUCCAGAUCAACAUCCCAGUGCUCUCUCUCUCCCUCAGUCUGCUCCUACUUAUAAUGGGGGCUUUGGUGAUAUUGGGGUUUAAACGAGGGAUUCACAGAAGAGCUUUAAAGACAGGCUGUUUGUCAGCCAAAGAGCCGCCUCACAUCAUCUAUGAGAUCCGCAUGAGGAGACCUGUGGAGGAGAACAUCUAUACUCUGGACUAGGGUGGAAGAGCCAGAGCGCUGAUCUGUCCAAUUGACGGCUGUUAACAUGAUAGUGAGGACAGCCAGACUGAUGUCUGUUUUGUCACAGUGGGUGCGUCCCACAGGGUGCCUUAUGGGACACACCCACUGUGACACACAGACAUCAGUCUGGCUGUCCUCACUAUCUUUUUAACAGCCAUCUAUCUAUUGGACGGAUCGCUGUUGCCUGACAGCUGCUGUCAGAAUGAUCAUCUCUCUCAGAGGCUCUACUUUCACUUAUGGUAUCAAUGGGAGUCCCCCCCCUAUGUAAAAUGGAUUCACCUUUUUUAUAUAUUGUUAUUAUGUAGUGGUGUGAUGUUUUUUAGAUGCACAGUAUUGGUUGUUAUCACAAGCGGUCUAAGUUAUGCCUCUUUCUAAUUAAACAAAACGACCUAAAAGUAAAAACCCAACAAGUCAUUUUGUUC
Messenger RNA from Oncorhynchus keta (chum salmon), 3315 nucleotides. RefSeq names its product hepatitis A virus cellular receptor 2 homolog. Bases 2195 to 2872 code for a protein of 225 amino acids. The record is from RefSeq and is a predicted model, not a curated record. The transcript is spliced from 9 exons. NCBI's taxonomy places the organism in Eukaryota, Metazoa, Chordata, Actinopteri, Salmoniformes, Salmonidae.